UUAAGCCAUUGAUGUCAGGUUCUAGUGAGACCAGAAAAGAAUCAAGACUGUUUGUCUAAACAGUGGGCAGUGUUUAUAAAGGCAGUAAACAGGCGUCAGCCUGAUUAUUGCAAGUGGUAAAAUGUGGGCUACCUCUAGUGGCUGGAGGACCACCAGCAUCCCCUUUACACUAAGGACUUAGAAGUAGGAAAAAUACUGAAACAUUUAUGAAAUGAAAUUAUUCUCCUGAACUUCAUCACCAACAACCAGGAUAUUUAACUAAGAGCAGUGUUAAACUGCUGAAAGAGUUGAAGAACAAGCCAUCCUGAAGAGCCUCCAGAACACGCAGACAUUGUUUGAUACAUUUAACAGACAAAUGAAGCCAAGUCCCGACAUGGAGAAACAUCAGCACUCUGUCAAGAGUUUUACUCAACAGAGUAAUCUCAAAAAACACCAGCGCAUUCACACAGGAGAAAAAACACAUCACUGCUCAGACUGUGGGAAGAGUUUUACUAAACAGAGUAAUCUCAAAAACCACCAGCGCAUUCACACAGGAGAGAAACCAUAUUGCUGCUCAGACUGUGGGAAGAGAUUUACUGCAAAGAGUAAUCUCAAAAUUCACCAGCGCAUUCACACAGGAGAAAAACCGUAUCACUGCUCAGACUGUGGAAAGAGUUUUAAUGAACAGAAUGCUGUCAAACUGCAUCAGCGCAUUCACACAGGAGAAAAACCGUAUCACUGCUCAGACUGUGGGAAGAGUUUUAAUCAUCAGAGUAAUCUCAAAAUACAUCAGCGCAUUCACACAGGAGAGAAACCGUAUUACUGCUCAGACUGUGGGAAGAGUUUUACUUUACAGAGUACUCUCAAUAAUCACCAGCGCAUUCACACAGGAGAGAAACCGUAUUACUGCUCAGACUGUGGGAAGAGUUUUACUGAACAGAGUGCUCUCCAAAAACACCAGCGCAUUCACACAGGAGAGAAACCGUAUUACUGCUCAGACUGUGGGAAGAGUUUUACUCAACAGGUUACAUUCCAAAUACACCAGCGCAUUCACACAGGAGAGAAACCGUAUUACUGCUCAGACUGUGGGAAGAGUUUUACUCAACAGAAUAGUCUCAAAAUACACCAGCGCAUUCACACAGGAGAGAAACCGUAUCACUGCUCAGUCUGUGGGAAGAGUUUUAAUCAACAGAGUCAUCUCAAAAAUCACCAGAGCAUUCACACAGGAGAGAAAACUGUACCAAAUUUGUCCCACGGCAAUUAAAAGUGCAAAUCGAAAGUCUUUCAGACAGAACACCUUAUCCUACACAAAUGUUUUACUUUGUCGCUUGGGACACGUUCCACCAGAAACAAACAUGAACUGAAUUUAACAAUGGAUUUUACAGGUUCAGCAAAAUGAAUCUCAUCCAGCGAUCAUGUUUAUUGAAUUCCAUGUUAUGUUUUCUAAUAUGUUUGAUAUUCCAGGACAUUCUUUGUGAGACAGAGCAGAGCUUUUAGGGUAGUUACGGUAGGAGUUCAGUUCUGAAGAAUGGAAAAAACUUAGUCUUUAAAAUUUAGAUGUCAUAGUGAGUAGGAUUCCUAGCUGGCAACUAAAUGUUUUAACCCCCUUUCUAGUAUAUGCAGAUUUGAUUAUUUCUAUUAAUUUCUAGUAUCUCUUUUUUCACUCUGUGGAAGCCGUCCUCAGUUCCCCAAGCUUAGCAUAGCUUAGCUUAAUACUAUUAACCACUAGGCCCAUCUGCAUGAAAGAAGAAGUGAAAACACCACCUGAGGAACUCCAGAGUGUGCUCCCAAAAGUGAGACCCAGAGCCACAGAGAGACGACACUGUGCCGGGUACUGCCAUCUGGACCAGAGGAGCAUCCAGACUCUGCAGAGAGGCCAACAAAAUCCUUUACAGAGGUUAAAUAAAACGCUCCAGCUGUAGUUCUCAAACUGAAAUCAACCCACUCCAGGCUUGUGUAGUGCAGUAAGGUUGUGGGCUCAUUCAUUCCCUUUGCUGGUGUUCUCAUUUGUCUAUGGUUCAGUCGUUCUGAUUAAAAAUCUGUUACCAUAGA
Astyanax mexicanus (Mexican tetra) is the source of this 2031-nucleotide messenger RNA. RefSeq names its product zinc finger protein 239-like. The transcript has 2 exons. NCBI's taxonomy places the organism in Eukaryota, Metazoa, Chordata, Actinopteri, Characiformes, Acestrorhamphidae. Gene Ontology annotation, cellular component: nucleus. Bases 356 to 1243 code for a protein of 295 amino acids. The record is from RefSeq and is a predicted model, not a curated record. Gene Ontology annotation, biological process: regulation of transcription by RNA polymerase II; central nervous system development. Gene Ontology annotation, molecular function: RNA polymerase II cis-regulatory region sequence-specific DNA binding; DNA-binding transcription factor activity, RNA polymerase II-specific.